AUGCCCGUCCACCCUUCGCUAGAAGAAUCAACCUUCGACGCGGACCUGCGCGAUCGACACUUGAUAUACGAUUACGCAGCACAGGACAGUAAGGGCAACGCAGAAAAAUGGCGAUACGAGAUGUGGUUCCAGAACGAAGAUCGCAUCAACUAUGCUAUCCACGGUGGACCGAUGGCAGGACGAAUCAACUACCAAACGGCCGAUUACCAAUGCAUUCGACCGGGAGAAUUAUGGCAAUGCAACUGGCUCGAGGAGACGGGUACCAUAUGCUCGCUUGUUUAUGAUAUCCCGCGGCGCAAGAUAACUACCUUGCUGGGGUUCUCAAAGGGUCAUUGGGAACAAGCACAAGAGGCGCAUGGCGAUAAGCGGAAUCCAAAGGAUUUGGAGCGGUGGCGUAGACUUGCUAAGCUCGGGAUCCAGACUGAUCGACAUAUGUUGAGCGAACAGGCGGAUAUUCUGGAGGAUUUCCGGGGACCGGGAGAUUUGAAGCCUGUUGACAAGAGCUGGGUGACUUUGUAA
Molecule: messenger RNA, 519 nt
Organism: Penicillium angulare
Lineage: Eukaryota; Fungi; Ascomycota; Eurotiomycetes; Eurotiales; Aspergillaceae
Exons: 1
Coding region: 1-519 (172 amino acids)
Molecular function (GO): carboxy-lyase activity
Source: RefSeq, a predicted model, not a curated record